CAUAACCAGUUACACACUGCUCCGGCACCUCUGCUGCCUGCCCGGUCUAGUGCCGCGUGUCCUGCGCGCUGUGUGUGCAGCCAGAGCCCGCAGCAUGCCUCCCACCUUCCAGCAGCAGCACUCCGGCGCUCCGGCUGAGGCUAAAAUGAGCCUACAGGAAGAACUGGAUUUGAUUCUGCGGGAGAAGAUCAUGGUUUUGGAUGGAGGGAUGGGCACUAUGAUCCAACAACAUUGCCUGUCCGAGGAAAGCUUCAGAGGGCAAGAAUUUGUAGAUCAUCCAAAACCUUUACAAGGAAACAAUGAUCUGCUUAGUAUUACUCAGCCGGAGAUAAUCUAUAAAAUCCACAAGGAAUAUCUAUUGUGCGGUGCAGAUAUCGUGGAAACCAACACAUUCAGCAGUACCAGCGUUGCGCAAGCAGACUAUGCUCUCGAACACCUGGCAUAUCGCUUGAAUAAGAUGUCCGCUGAAGUAGCCAGAAGAGCCGCUGAUGAUGUAACGUCAGAGACCGGUGUGAAGAGGUUUGUUGCUGGGGCCAUGGGACCGACUAACAAGACCUUGUCGGUCUCUCCUUCUGUGGAAAAACCUGAUUAUAGAAAUAUUACUUUUGAUGAGCUUGUUGAAGCUUAUACAGAGCAAGCAAGAGGACUUUUGGAUGGUGGAGUUGAUGUUUUACUGGUAGAGACUAUAUUUGAUACAGCUAAUGCUAAGGCGGCCCUGUUUGCUAUCCAGAAACUCUUUGAAGAAGAAUACAAAGCCAGACCUAUUUUUAUUUCAGGAACUAUUGUUGAUAAAAGCGGUCGAACUCUUUCUGGCCAAACUGGAGAAGCGUUUGUGAUUAGCGUCUCCCAUGCCGAGCCAAUGUGCAUAGGCUUGAACUGCGCCUUGGGAGCUGUUGAAAUGAGGCCUUUCAUUGAAGCCAUUGGGAAAUGUACGACAUCCUAUAUCAUCUGUUACCCAAAUGCAGGUCUUCCUAACACGUUUGGUGGAUACGAUGAAACUCCAGAAGUCACUGCCACGCAUAUAAAGGAUUUUGCAUUGGACGGGUUGGUGAAUAUUGUUGGAGGUUGUUGUGGGACCACCCCGGCACACAUCAGAGAGAUUGCAGAAGCCGUCAAGCAUUGUAAGCCUCGAGUUCCCCCAGCAUCUGUGUUUGAUGGUUACAUGUUACUAUCUGGUCUAGAACCGUUCAGGAUUGGCCCUUACACUAACUUUGUGAAUAUUGGUGAACGAUGUAACGUGGCGGGAUCAAGAAGAUUUGCCAAACUCAUCAUGGCAGGGAAUUAUGAGGAAGCUCUGUCGAUUGCCAAGGCUCAGGUAGAGAUGGGAGCUCAGGUUCUGGAUAUCAAUAUGGAUGACGGGAUGUUGGACGGGCCUAUUGCCAUGGCCAGGUUUUGCAACUUUAUAGCAUCUGAACCCGACAUUUCCAAGGUGCCAUUGUGCAUCGACUCCUCAAAUUUUGAAGUGAUUGAAGCAGGAUUGAAGUGCUGCCAGGGAAAAUGUAUUGUAAACAGUAUCAGCCUGAAAGAAGGCGAAGAAGACUUUUUGGCUAAGGCAAGGAAAAUAAAGCAGUUUGGCGCUGCCGUGGUCAUCAUGGCUUUUGAUGAAGUAGGACAGGCCACAGAUACAGAGACAAAGGUCAGCGUGUGCACAAGAGCAUAUAAUCUUUUGGUGGAAAAGUUGAACUUUAACCCCAAUGACAUCAUUUUUGACCCUAACAUUUUAACAAUUGGAACGGGUAUGGAGGAGCAUGACAUAUAUGCUAUAAACUUUAUUGAAGCAACCAAGAUAAUAAAGUCUACUCUAAAAGGAGCCAAGAUCAGCGGGGGACUCUCCAACCUUUCUUUCUCAUUUCGUGGGAUGGAAGUCAUUAGAGAAGCAAUGCAUGGAGUCUUUCUUUACCAUGCCAUCAAGAUCGGCAUGGACAUGGGCAUUGUGAACGCUGGAAACCUGCCAGUGUAUGACGAUAUUGACAAAGAGCUUCUUCAGCUUUGCGAAGAUCUCAUAUGGAACAAAGAUCCAGAAGCCACUGAAAAGCUUCUGAAAUAUGCCCAGACCAAGGCUAAAGGGGGCAAAAAAGUGAUCCAGUCUGAUGAGUGGAGAAAUGGCUCUGUAGAGGAGCGACUAGAAUAUGCACUUGUCAAGGGCAUUGAAAAAUAUGUCAUAGAAGAUACAGAGGAAGCAAGAUUAAACAAAGAAAAAUAUAAGCGACCUCUCCAUAUUAUUGAGGGGCCUCUCAUGAACGGAAUGAAAGUGGUUGGCGAACUGUUUGGUGCUGGGAAGAUGUUCUUACCUCAGGUUAUCAAGUCUGCCCGGGUUAUGAAAAAGUCUGUUGGUCACCUCAUUCCAUUUAUGGAGAAAGAAAGAGAAGAAAUGAGAGCCUUGUCUGGCAGCAUGGAAGAGGAUAAUCCAUAUCAAGGCACCAUUGUACUGGCAACGGUUAAAGGAGAUGUCCACGAUAUUGGCAAAAAUAUAGUGGGGGUGGUGCUGGGAUGCAAUAAUUUCAGGGUUAUUGAUCUGGGCGUAAUGACCCCCUGUGAUAAAAUACUCAAAUCUGCGAUUGAAAACAAAGCUGACAUAAUUGGCCUGUCUGGUUUAAUCACUCCUUCUCUGGAUGAAAUGAUUUUCGUUGCCAAAGAAAUGGAACGGCUUUCAAUUAAGAUCCCUCUUCUAAUUGGUGGAGCCACAACGUCUCGGACACAUACAGCAGUGAAAAUUGCACCCCGCUACAGUUCCCCAGUAAUUCAUGUGUUGGAUGCAUCCAAAAGCGUGGUGGUUUGCUCUCAGCUUCUCGAUGAAAAUUCCCGGGAGGACUUUUUAGAAGAAAUAAUAGAGGAAUAUGAAGAUAUUCGCCAAGAACAUUAUGAAACCCUAAAGGAAAGAAAAUCUUUAACUUUACAAAAGGCGAGAAGUCAAGGAUUCCACAUUGAUUGGCAUUCUCACCCCGCUCCAGUUCGACCAAAGUUUACAGGAACCAGAGUCUUCAGAAACUACGAUCUGGAGAAACUGCGCAACUAUAUUGAUUGGAAACCAUUUUUUGAUGUUUGGCAACUCAGAGGCAAAUACCCCAACAGGGGAUUUCCAAAAAUCUUUAACGACAAAUCAGUGGGGGAAGAAGCAAAGAGAGUUUAUGAUGAUGCUCAACGGUUGCUACAGGUUCUGAUUAGCCAGCAGAAGUUUGAGGCCCGUGGAAUUGUUGGCAUUUGGCCAGCACAGAGUGUGCAAGAUGAUAUUCUGUUGUUUGCGGAAGAAGAUUCUGUGCAGUCCUCAGAACCUAUUGCUACUUUUUAUGGCCUGCGGCAACAGGCGGAAAAGGACUCUGCCUCUACAGACCCGUACUACUGCCUGUCUGACUUCAUUGCCCCAAGGGAUUCUGGGGUUCGCGACUACUUGGGUAUUUUUGCCGUAGCCUGCUUUGGAGUAGAAGAGCUAAGCAAAGCCUACGAGAGACAGGGAGACGACUACAACAGUAUCAUGGUCAAGGCUUUGGGAGACCGAAUAGCUGAGGCAUUCGCGGAGGAGCUCCAUGAGCAAGUACGGAAGGAGCUGUGGGGCUACUGUACUGACGAGGCGCUUGAUGUGGCUGAUCUUCGCAAGAUACGCUAUGAAGGCAUCCGGCCAGCACCUGGGUACCCCAGCCAGCCCGACCACACAGAGAAAAUUACCAUGUGGAAACUGGGGAACAUUGAGGAAGAAACAGGAAUCAAGCUUACAGAAUCCUUGGCUAUGACCCCUGCAGCUGCAGUCUCUGGUUUAUUAUUUUCAAACCCGAAGUCCAAAUAUUUUGCUGUUGGAAAAAUUUCAAAAGAUCAGGUUGAAGAUUAUUCUUGUAGAAAAAAUAUGCCGGUGGGAGAAGUGGAAAAAUGGCUUGGCCCAAUCCUGAGCUAUGAUCCCGAUCAGUAAGAUCUCUUCAAAGUGCUAACAACGGUUUUACGAACAGUAGAUAUCUUCCAGUUAGACUCACAGAUCAAUCAGUCUUAAGUUUUAGUUAAAUUGUUUAUUUUGAAGGUCUCUGGCUUCCUCGUUACUUAAAAAAAAAAUAAUAAUAAUCAAGGAACAUUUAAUAACCACUCGAAACUUUUUUAAAUUAAGGAAGAGACUGGGUUAACGCCUGACUUGAUGCCAUUCUAUGACCUUUUUAUUUGAUGGACACAUAACAAACACAAUGUGUGAGCCUUUUGUGAACGAAUUAAGGCACAUUUUGUCUCUUUCUCCAUAACAGAACUGGAAAGAAACAUCCUGUUUUUUAACUGCUUAAAAAUGCUACAUUCUAGAAUGCAGUUUACUAUGGUAUUAAUAAUGCACUUUAAUACAAAUCUGAAUAACUGUGUCCUAUGUUUCAUAAAGUACUUUAUUUUCUUCUAUGAUAUCAUGUACAGCUAUAGACUAUUUGAGGGGAAAAGAAAAAGUACCAAGCAACUUUUUAUAUAACAUUCAUUUCUUAACGACCAUGAAGCAUUACAAUGGAUAGUCAAACAAUCAGUAAAAUAUUGAACGUAACAUUUCCAAUGUCCGGCUCCAGUGAUGACUACACGGCUAUUAUGCUAACUGAAGGGUCACCCCAGGCUGGAUAUUAACCUGCAGCCUUCAGUUAUUGAUAAAUAUCACAUGCGGCCUCAGUUGCUAAAGUAUUGCCCAUCCUAGGUCUAUAGUGACGUCCACAUCAUAUUAUACAAACCUUUAAUGUAGAUGAUUAAAUUAUACAUAGUUCACGUGAAAGAACCUUGGAGAAAUCUGUUUCUUUGUUGUGUUUGGAAUACCCAAGAUGCAAAUUAUGGAAAAGCUGCUGCAUUAACCCCUUAAGGACAAUGGGCGGUCCCUAAACCUAUUGAAAACAAUGCAUUUUGAGCCUGUACAUGUACGGGCGUUGUCAUUAAGGGGUUAAAGGGAUACGAUACACAACACAACGGUUUUGAAUUAACUAUGUAUUGUCAAUUAAAAAUAUUUUUCUUCCAUAA
Molecule: messenger RNA, 4956 nt
Organism: Spea bombifrons (plains spadefoot toad)
Lineage: Eukaryota; Metazoa; Chordata; Amphibia; Anura; Pelobatidae
Gene: MTR
Product: 5-methyltetrahydrofolate-homocysteine methyltransferase
Exons: 33
Coding region: 95-3901 (1268 amino acids)
Biological process (GO): pteridine-containing compound metabolic process
Molecular function (GO): methionine synthase activity; cobalamin binding; zinc ion binding
Source: RefSeq, a predicted model, not a curated record